AUGUCAUGCGGACGGCCGGUUGAUGAGUCAGACGAGAUCGCACUCGCGUCAAUCAGUACAACGCUCGCCAAGACAUGCACGAAAUGCAGCAUCGAGCCCGCUCAGAUUGUGACUCUUGCAGGAUCGCUUUGCUCUGCAUGCCUGAAAGCGUCAGUGACCACCAAACUUCGCACGUCGUUGCAUCGACUCGAGGCGCCACGACGGCUCGGUCGCGCCGACAAGAGUCCCUUUAGUCUCGCCAUCGCAUUCUCAGGCGGCCCGGCGUCCAGGCUUCUUCUUGAGCUAAUCAGACCGCACGUAUACACCGUCGAGGAGCGACCGUUGCACUAUCGAGGACCCCCAAGUCAUGCUUUAUUCGCCAGAGCACAGAUCAUCUAUGUCAGCUCGGGCAGCGCUGUAAUCGAUGACCAAGUCAAGACUGUGGCAAACGACUUUGACUACCCCUUCUGCACUGUCACCUUGCCCGUCGAGGCAGUCGAGUUGGCUGCCAAUGCGCUCGAUCCGUCCGCAAAGAUGACUUUGCAGAAGAACCUAUCGAGAUCGCUGAUCACGCGCACUGCUCACGAGCAAGGCGUGACCCAUCUCAUGAUGGGCGAGACGAGCACUGGCGUAGCCAUCAGGACGAUCGCAGGCAUGUCAGUCGGGGCAGGCUUCAAUCUCGGCGAGCAAGUUGCCACUCAUGUUCCACUUUUCAACGAUAAGCUGCAGCUCGUCCGCCCUUUGGCGCAUGUCUCCUCACGUGAAGUCGCCUUUCUGGUCAAACAGCUCGGUCUACGGACAAUUUUCGUUCCUAAUGAUCUCACAAUGGCUAAAGCCAAAGGCAAGAAAGAAAUGGGAAUCGAUGGCACCGUAGAGGAAUUCGUGCUAGGCUUGGAGCAGCAGUUUCCCGCCACGUCAUCUGUCGUGGGCAGAACGGCAGCCAAGCUCAGUCUUUGCGGGGCAACUUCGACACUUUGUAGUGUGUGCGGCUUACCUGCUGAUGCUAACGCAAGCACUUGGCGACACGCGACGGCUUUGUCCAGCUUCACCGAGCACGACGAUUUGACGCCAUCUGAGAUUGCCUCGCCAUUGUGCUACAGCUGCGGUAUUGCCACAAGAAAGAUCGCAUAA
Molecule: messenger RNA, 1110 nt
Organism: Mixia osmundae IAM 14324
Lineage: Eukaryota; Fungi; Basidiomycota; Mixiomycetes; Mixiales; Mixiaceae
Exons: 6
Coding region: 1-1110 (369 amino acids)
Biological process (GO): tRNA wobble position uridine thiolation
Cellular component (GO): cytosol
Molecular function (GO): tRNA binding; sulfurtransferase activity
Source: RefSeq, a predicted model, not a curated record